AAGGCAGCCAGGAAGAAGCUGAGAAGGGAGCGGACGGAUCAGAUAUGGGCAUCCGAAAAGUUUAGGCUGCCACCAUGGGCACCGCAUCCUCUUUGGUCAGCCCAGGUGAGGUGAUUGAGGAUGGAUAUGGGGGUGAAGGUGGGGAAGCCUGCGAGAUCCCGGUGGAAGUCAAACCCAAAGCCCGACUCCUGCGCAGUUCCUUUCGCAGAGGACCUCGGGUGAUUGGGGCCAGUUUCAAAUCCACAGGUUCUGUUGAUCUUGAAUAUGCUGCCGAGUAUGAAAGACUCCGUAAAGAGUAUGAAAUCUUCCGUGUCAGCAAGAAUAACGAGAUAUCAUCCAUGCAAAAGAAGGAAGCCAAACUAGAUGAAGAGAACAAGAGGCUGAGAGCUGAGCUACAGGCUCUGCAGAAGACCUACCAGAAAAUCCUUAGAGAAAAAGAAAGUGCUCUUGAGGCAAAGUACCAAGCUAUGGAGAGGGCUGCCACUUUUGAACAUGACAGGGACAAAGUAAAACGACAGUUUAAGAUUUUCCGUGAGACAAAAGAGAAGGAGAUUCAGGAUCUUCUGCGGGCUAAAAGGGACUUGGAGGCCAAACUGCAACAGUUGCAGGCUCAGGGCAUCCAAGUCUAUGACCCAAAUGAUUCUGACUCAGAUGACAACCAAACCACAGUCACUGCUGCUGGGACACAGUGUGAAUACUGGACUGGUGGUGUGCUGGGAAGUGAGCCCUCUAUGGGCAGCAUGAUGCAGUUGCAACAGACCUUCCGAGGACCCGAGUUUGCACACAGUUUGAUAGAUGUGGAGGGACCCUUUGCAAAUGUGAGCAGAGAUGACUGGGAUGCUGCAGUGGCCAGUCUGCUUCAGGUUUCCCCUCACGUGCCCCAGGCCUUAUGGAGUAACACAGUGCGCUGCUACUUAAUCUUUACCCAGGAGACCAAAGCUGAGCUGGAUGUCUUUAUUAAGAAACACUCUCCUGUAUUGCGGAAGAUGUGUGAGGGUCUCGGCCAUUUCUACCUGAAUAUCUGCUUCCCAGAGGAAAGUGCUGCCUCAUAUGCUGUGGAGCGCAAGCAGGAGAUUGAAAGGAGCUCUGUGUGUGUGCUUCUUCUCAAAUCUACUGUCACUAGCUCUGCGGUGGAGGAUUGUGAGGAAGCUUUUGUGAAGAAUCCAGAUGGCCAUCCACUGGUGCUCUACCUCAGGACUGAAGAAGAUCACAAUUUGACUGGGCCCACCAGGCAACUGCUAGAAAGGGUCAAUGCUGCAGACAAGGCUGCAAAAGUCAAGGUGGUGGAUCAUAAUGGUUCUGCAGAGGAUGGUGCUGACCUAAUAUAUGCUCAGCUGGAGAAAGUCAUCAAACAGGAGUUGCUGGGUCUUGAAGGAGCAGAAGUUGACUCCAAAGACUCUGGGAUAGAGGAGGGGCGUGAGGAAGACUCUGGAGAUGUGCUGUGGGACCUGCAUGAUGAACAGGAACAGAUCGAGUCCUAUCAGCAGGCUUGUAGCAGCACCACCUCUCAGUUAGGCUUCCAGAAGUAUAUUGAUCGUUUGAAUGACAUGAUAGCUGCUCCCCCUCCCACCCCUCCUCUGCUGGUGUCUGGUGGUCCCGGCUCAGGAAAGUCUCUCCUGCUCUCCAAAUGGAUUGAGCUGCAACAGAAGCAGUCCCCCAACACCUUGUUCCUUUAUCAUUUUGUUGGUCGCCCACUUUCCACAAGCUCAGAGCCAGUUCUCAUUAUCAAACGCCUCACAGUCAAACUGCUGCAGCACUUUUGGUCUAUUUCUGGCUUGUCCAUGGAGCCCAGUAAGAUCUUGGAGGAGUUUCCCCGCUGGCUCGAGAGGCUCUCAGCACGCCAUCAAGGAAACAUCAUCAUCAUCAUUGACUCCAUUGACCAAAUACAGCAAGCGGAAAGACACAUGAAGUGGCUGAUCGACCCUCUACCUGUCAAUGUUAGAGUGGUGGUGUCUGUCAAUGUUGAGACAUGUCCUCAAGCUUGGAGGUUGUGGCCCACACUCCACUUGGACCCGCUGAGUCCCCGAGAGGUCAGGAGUGCUGUCAAUGCAGAAUGCCAGAGCAUGGAUCUCAAACUUCCUAAGGACCAGGAGAAGAAGCUGGAAAGGCACUGUCGCUCUGCAUCAACCUGCAAUGCAUUGUAUGUGACACUACUAGCCAGGAUGAUCACCAGCAGUAAAUCAUGUUGGUUACUGGAGAAGAGCAUGGAGCAGUGUCUGCAGUGUCAGGACACCAUGUCACUGUACCGCCUGGCACUCAAGAUGACGCUGAACUCCCUCAACACAGACAGAGAGCGACACAUUAUUAGAGAGUUACUGUGCCUUGUAUGUGCGAGCCAUAAUGGAGUGAGUGAGUCAGAGGCACUAGACCUUUUCCCAGAGCUAGAGUUACCUGUCCUGUCCUCUAUGCUGUACUGUCUGAACAGACUCUGCAUUGUAACCCUCCGUUGUGGGCUCAUCAGGUUCCAACACCUGCAGGCUUGGGAAGCUGUGAGGUUGGAGUUCCUGAGCGGAGGAAGCAGCUCUGCUACUUACAGAGAGAAACUCAUCCAUUACUUCAGCCAACAACUCAGCCAGGACUGUGUGACAUGGCGUGUCGCAGAUGAGCUUCCCUGGCUGCUCCAACAGCAGGAGGACAGGACUAAACUGCAGCUCAGCCUCUUGAACCUGUUUGUCUCUCAAAACCUUUACAAAAGGGGCCAUUUCUCCGAGCUUCUGGUCUACUGGCAGUAUGUGGGCAAAGACAAAAGCUCGAUGGCCAGUGAGUACUUUGACUCCCUGAAACACUAUGAGAAGAGCUGUGAGAGUGAAGACAGCAUGACCAAGCUGGCAAACCUGUAUGAGACUUUGGGACGUUUCCUCAAAGACCUGGGCCUUCCAAGUCAGGCUGUAGCCCCUUUACAAAGGUCCCUUGAGAUAAGGGAGACAGCUCUGGAUCCGGACCAUCCCAGCGUUGCUCGCUCCCUGCACCAGCUGGCAGGGGUUUAUGUUCAGUGGAAGAAGUAUGGCAACGCUGAGCAGCUGUACAAGCAGGCCCUGGAGAUAAGUGAGAACGCCUACGGUGCAGAGCACGCCAGCGUGGCACGAGAACUAGAGUCACUCGCCAUGCUCUAUCAGAAACAAAACAAAUAUGAACAAGCAGAGAAACUCAGGAAGAGGUCAGUGAAGAUUCGUCAGAAAACUGCUCGCCAGAAAGGUCAUAUGUAUGGCUUCACUUUGUUGAGGCGCAGAGCCCUGCAGUUGGAAGAGCUGACUCUGGGUAAAGAUUCCGCUGACUGCGCCAAGACACUUAAUGAACUGGGUGUCCUGUACUACCUCCAAAACAACCUGGAUGCAGCCAAGGUUUUUUUGACCCGCUCUCUGGAGAUGCGUCAGCGUGUCCUCGGUCCAGAUCACCCAGACUGUGCUCAGUCACUCAACAACCUGGCUGCACUGCACACUGAGAGGAGGGAAUAUGAGACAGCUGAGGACAUGUAUGAGAGGGCACUGGACAUCCGCAAGAAGGCCUUGUCCCCAGACCACCCCUCGCUGGCAUACACACUCAAACACCUGGCCAUGCUGUAUAAACGCAGAGGGAAGCUGGAGAAGGCUGUGCCACUGUACGAGCUGUCUCUGGAAAUCAGGGAGAAAAGUUUCGGGCCCAAACACCCCAGUGUGGCCACAGCACUGGUCAACCUGGCUGUAAUAUACUGCCAACUGAAGAAGCAUAAUGACGCCUUGCCUCUUUAUGAACGAGCCCUGAAAGUGUAUGAGGAUAGUUUGGGGCGCUCACAUCCACGAGUCGGAGAGACUCUAAAAAACCUGGCUGUGCUAAGCUAUGAAGAAGGUGACUUUGAGAAGGCAGCAGAGCUUUACAAGCGUGCAAUGGAGAUUAAAGAGGCAGAGCCAUCGCUGGUGUGUGGAAAUGCCCCAUCCCGUCAUUCCUCCAGUGGGGACACAUUCAGUCUGAGGGGACCUGCUCCCCUCCCACACACCCCAAGGUAACUGUGUUCAGCCCAAAUCCCUAAUCCCACAACAAACGGCUCUAUCAUAGAGUAGCAUCAAUACAAAAACCCAUGGUUUCAUCAUAAAGGGAACCAUCGUGGUCAACACACUGUGACUGUCAUCUGGAUGGAGGUUUUAGGGUUUGUUCCAAUAUACUGUACCUGCCAGCAGGAUUAUGAAGUCUGCCAUAUUAGUCUGUGAAACCUGUGUAUUUGCCAAAAGUAUUUAUUAAUAUUUCUAACAUAAUUGUGUGUAAGAAGCGUUGAACUUGUGUUAAAUGAAACUCAGGUUAACACUAAUUUUAACUAAGACUGAAACACACCUGUUUACAUGCCCCACAGUGUAUAUUGUCAAAAUAACCACAGAGAUUCCUUUGCUGGCUUGAAAUCACUUCAGCCAGGUUUAGCAUUUUCGAAUCUGUAACAGGAUUAAUGAGAAUAGACACAUUUGGUGUUUUCCACUGUACAGUGGAUAUUUUUGAUAUAUAUAUAUAUAUAUAUAUAUAUAUUUCUUUUUUUUAUAUAUUGGUUUUAAAGAAAUAACACUAAAAAUCCAGUGAAAAAAGGGCUUCUCAAGCUUCUCCUAAGGAGAUAAACUGUCAGACAAUGCCACGACACAUGAUCAUGGUGGUGGUAUCUCUUAACUUUUACUAAAAAUGUUUAGAAAAAUAUUCAUUAGGACCUUCGGACCUCAAGCACUUUUGUUUCCAAGUCUACAUUCAGACAUUCUGAAUGAAUAAUAUCUGAGAGCUGCUAUCUCUAAAAUCAAAUGAAGGUACCAUUUUUCAUGUUCAUGUCACAUGUAAUGUUUUCCUACCAGUAUUCAACAUGUAUUCUAAAAAGGGAAAAGAUAACAGUACAAAACAAGCCUAGACCAAGUCUGAGCUAACACAAACUCUGGUACUGAUUUCCUGGUUUAUGCAAAACUAAAUGUACAUAUAUUUAUCCAUGUGCAAAAAGGAUUUGAAGGGAAUUGCCAAAAACAUGAUGGUGCCAUAUGACUUCCAUGUUAAAGUACGAUAAAAUUAUUAUUCAUUUAUUCUCUGAGUGAAUCUACAUGAAGCCAAAAGGGACACAAUGUACCAAAACCUACAGUCUCAUUCUCAUGUGUAAUACAUAUAGUGUAUCUUAAGUUUUUAUAGAGAGAGAGAUAUAUAUAUGU
Seriola aureovittata is the source of this 5144-nucleotide messenger RNA. It is a transcript of the gene nphp3, whose product is annotated as nephronophthisis 3. Lineage: Eukaryota; Metazoa; Chordata; Actinopteri; Carangiformes; Carangidae. Gene Ontology annotation, biological process: determination of left/right symmetry; convergent extension; kidney development. Gene Ontology annotation, molecular function: protein binding. The record is from RefSeq and is a predicted model, not a curated record. The transcript is spliced from 28 exons. The coding region runs from base 75 to 3983 and encodes 1302 amino acids.